AUGUAUCGCACGCAAAAAAGCAAAAACGUCAAAUCCUCGGAGAAAAAGGAACUUAAUUCUAAAUUUUAUACGAAAUUGCCCCACGAGGGCGUUUGGGUUACCGGUACAUUGCUCAACCAGUCCGGACUGCAAACUGUCAUAGAGCUUGGCGAUUUUGUGGCGACGCUCCGUCGUGACACGGAUCAUGUGCGUUCGCGCCCGGCCGAUACCAUCACUGUUGAAUACUCAAAUGAGAGUUCGGAAAAUCACGAAGAAACAAACAGUGACACAACAUAA
Molecule: messenger RNA, 276 nt
Organism: Echinostoma caproni
Lineage: Eukaryota; Metazoa; Platyhelminthes; Trematoda; Plagiorchiida; Echinostomatidae
Source: the annotation of a GenBank genome assembly